Tripterygium wilfordii is the source of this 2352-nucleotide messenger RNA. Its product is annotated as subtilisin-like protease SBT5.6. The transcript is spliced from 9 exons. The coding region runs from base 1 to 2352 and encodes 783 amino acids. The record is from RefSeq and is a predicted model, not a curated record. Lineage: Eukaryota; Viridiplantae; Streptophyta; Magnoliopsida; Celastrales; Celastraceae. Gene Ontology annotation, molecular function: serine-type endopeptidase activity. Gene Ontology annotation, biological process: proteolysis.
AUGAAGUACAUAUUCGUUUUCUCUCUCUUUCUCAUUCAUUUCUUAGUCGUGUCCUCAAAGAAGCAGGUGUAUAUAGUAUACUUUGGAGGACACAAAGGAGACAGAGCGUCGCACGAAAUAGAAGAGAUGCAUCACUCAUAUCUAUUAUUAGUGAAAGAGACGGAAGAAGAAGCAAGAAAUUCUCUUAUUUAUAGCUACAAGAACAGCAUCAAUGGUUUCGCUGCAGUGCUUUCCUCAGAAGAAGCUUUGCAGCUUUCUGAAUUUGAAGAAGUGGUAUCCGUAUUCGAAAGUCACCCAAGAAAUUCUUUGCAGACCACAAGAUCAUGGAAAUUUUUAGGGUUAGAUGGAUUAGAAGAAGAUGAGGAGGUACAUGUUGGGGAUCAAUUUAACAUUGGAAGAGACAUACUCUUAAGUGCUAAAUAUGGAAUGGAUAUUGUUGUUGGGGUCAUCGAUACUGGUAUAUGGCCAGAAUCCAAGAGUUUUAAUGAAGAGAAUAUGGAUCCCAUUCCCAAAUCAUGGAAUGGUAUAUGCCAAGAUGGAGUUGAUUUCAACUCUUCGCAUUGUAAUAGAAAAAUUAUUGGGGCUAGGUACUAUCUUAAGAACUUUGAAGUACACUACGGUUCACUAAAUUUCUCUGAAGAUAUUAAAUCAGCACGUGAUGUGAAUGGUCAUGGAACCCAUAUAGCCUCAAUAGUAGCAGGCCGACGCAUUAGGGGUGCAGCUGCCUUAGGUGGAUUUGCGGAAGGUACUGCCUCUGGUGGUGCACCAAAUGCCCGCCUCGCAAUAUAUAAAGUCUGUUGGGUUGAACCAGGAAGAUCAAAAAUCAACUCGUUAGAUUGUCUUACAGCUGACAUUGUAGCUGCCAUCGACGAUGCCAUUGGAGACGGUGUUCACGUUUUAAGCAUUUCUAUCGUGGGAUCUAAAUCAAACCAUUAUCAUCAAGAUGGUAUUGCUAUUGCUGAACUUCACGCCCUAAAAAAUAAUAUUGUGGUGGUAUGUUCUGCUGGGAAUGGUGGUCCAAAAUUGAGCACGGUAUCGAAUGUGGCACCUUGGGUCAUCACGGUUGGAUCAAGUAGUAUUGAUCGCAAGUUCAUUAGGCCUCUUGUGCUAGAUAAUGGCAUACAAUUCAUGGGGCAAACAGCGACUUCGUUUGAGCUAAACAAUAUGCACAAAUUAGUGCGUGCAGUAGAUGUCGAAAACCCUAGUGUUGAAGAUGCUGCAAAAGGGAAGUGCACCUAUGGUUCCCUCCCACUGGGAAAGAUUAAAGGGCAUAUAGUGUUAUGUGAUAAUGGACAAGGAAGAAGAACAGAAAAAGGCAUUGAGGUGAAAAGGGUAGGGGGUGCUGGUUUUAUUCUUCGAAACAAUGAAGAACUGGGUAAUGAAGUAGAAGUCGAGAAUCAUGUUCUUCCAGCCAUUACAUUAACAGCCUCUGAUGCAAUGAAUGUCUCAAACUACAUUAAUUCAACCAAGAAUCCCAUGGCAACUAUUGGAGAUGCAAUGACCAUUAUUGUUAAGAAUGAACCAGCACCAUUAGUAUGUAGCUUCUCAGGUAGGGGUCCAAGCCUCAAUGACCCUUUCAUUCUUAAGCCUGAUAUUGUAGCUCCGGGUUUGAAUAUAUUGGGAGCAUGGAGUGAGGAUUCAACUCCAACUAUGGAACCACAUGAUUCUCGACAGGUCGAGUAUAAUAUUCUUACUGGGUCUUCUAUGGCUACUCCUCAUGUUGCUGCUGUAGUUGCACUUGUUAAAGCUAUUCAUCCUAGCUGGAGUAGUGCAGCUAUACGAUCUGCUGUACUGACUACAGCCUCAACGAGAGAUAACAUGGGUUCAUUAAUAACUGACUAUGAUGGUAAAAUUGCGACUCCCUUUGCACUUGGGUUUGGUCAACUCAAUCCAACAAAAGCAGUAGAUCCUGGUUUAGUAUUUGAUGCUUCUUACACAGACUACCUUAUUUACCUAUGCAAUAAUGACCUAAAAACUAUCGACAAAAUCAGAUCAUUUGAUCAAAUUUUUGAGUGUCCAGAAGAAAGAACACCAGUAUACAAUCUCAACUAUCCAUCACUGGCAAUCCCACAACUAAAAGACAAUAUAACAAUUAAGAGGACUGUCACCAAUGUUGGAAAUUCAAAUAGUGAUUAUGUUAUUAGUAUCAAAAAACCAACUGGGUUACUAGUGAACAUCAAUCCAAAAACUCUAUCCUUUGAUCAUGUGGGGCAGAAGAAAAGUUUCGAAAUUACAAUGAUUCCAAAUGGCUAUGCUAAGAAGUAUCUUAAAAAUAGUUAUAGAUUUGGGUCAUACACUUGGACUAAUAAAGAUCAUACCGUUACAAGUCCUAUAGUUGUCUCUUUUGCUUGA